AUGGCCAUGGAUAAUGAUCACGACCGUCCAUCAUCUGAUUUUUUCCAAGAACACGAGCAGUGCUACUACAGCGACACCACUUGCAACUUAACUACUCCAGGGGACGAUCUUUUUAGCAUAUUGGAGAGCUUAGACGACGGAUUUGGAUUCGGAGGAGCCAUGGAAUUCCCUCCGCCGCCAGCCACGGUGGCAUUGGAUAAUGAACAACCACCGCGACCCCUUGUUUUCAGCUCAUCCUCAGCUGACCAGACCGAGCUUGAUGAAACCAAUUCGCCCCCCAAAACCAAGAGAUUGAAGCUCUCUACAUCUCCUGCUUCGGGCGGCACCGCGACCACUUUCUCAGAUGAAGAUGGACAACAAACAAGGAUGUCUCAUAUAACGGUGGAGCGCAACCGUAGAAAGCAAAUGAACGACCACUUGUCUGUCCUGCGCUCUCUCAUGCCUUGCUUCUAUGUCAAACGAGGAGAUCAAGCAUCAAUAAUUGGAGGGGUGGUUGAUUACAUCAAUGAACUGCAGCAAGUUCUUCAAUCGCUUGAGGCCAAGAAGCAGCGAAAAGCCUACAGUGAAGUGUUAAGCAGCCCUAUGCUGGCCUCAAGUCCAAGACCACCUGGUCCAUCACCACCAGUCCUUAGCCCUAGAAAACCCCCUCUCAGUCCUAGGCUUAGCUUGCCCCCUAUCAGCCCAAGAACCCCUCAGCCAACCAGCCCUUACAAGCCCUCUUCUGCUAGGGCUCUGCAGCAACCACCACCACAAUUACCUGCCGCUGCUAAUAUUAUUAGUAAUUAUCUGAUUUCUAGUCCAAACAUGCCCACCUCAUCGUCAUUUGAAUUACCAUCUCCUUCUUCUUCAACUACUUCCUCCCAUGUCAAUAAUAAUAAUAAUAAUAAUAAUAUUGACAAUCUCAAUGAGCUCUUCGCCAACUCCAAGUCCGCCGUCGCCCAAGUGGAGGUGAAAUUUUCAGGUCCAAAUGUUCUUCUCAAAACGGUGUCACUUCCGAUACCCGGACAGGCUCUCAGAAUCAUUUCUACUCUCGAAGAACUCUCGCUUGAAAUUCUUGACGUCAGCAUCACCACCGUCGACGAAACCAUGAUUAAUGCCUUCACCAUCAAGAUUGGAAUUGAAUGCCAACUUAGUGCCGAGGAACUGGCUCACCAAAUUCAGCAAACAUUCUGCUAAUUGCAUGCCCCAUCUACGUACCUAACA
Molecule: messenger RNA, 1203 nt
Organism: Prunus mume (Japanese apricot)
Lineage: Eukaryota; Viridiplantae; Streptophyta; Magnoliopsida; Rosales; Rosaceae
Gene: SPCH
Product: basic helix-loop-helix (bHLH) DNA-binding superfamily protein
Biological process (GO): positive regulation of DNA-templated transcription; guard cell differentiation; stomatal complex development
Cellular component (GO): nucleus
Molecular function (GO): protein dimerization activity; DNA-binding transcription factor activity
Source: RefSeq, a predicted model, not a curated record